UGAACUCUAAUAUUAUGAUAUUAUUUUAUCAUUGCUUUGUCAUUUUGUGUGUAUUUUCAGACUUCACCAUGUCUGCAUCUCCAGAACUUUUGUGGGGAAUCAUCAGAAAUAACUCCAGCUUCCUACUCAAAGGAAGUGGACAGACUUACAGUCGGGAGGCAAACAACUUGAGAUCCCGUAACUCUUACCGCUACAAUGGAUUGAUCCACCGUAAAUCUCUGGGUGUUGAACCAGCCAAGGAUGGAAAGGGAGUUGUUCUUGUUACCAGGAAGUCAGGAGUUGUUGGACGGCCAGGAAAAUCAUACAAUCGUGUUGAGUUGAAGAAGGGAGGCCGAAAAACCCUGACAACCAUCAGAAACUCCAUCAGAAAGGGCAGAUACAGGAAGGACCUCAAAAUGGCUGCUGUCCGACGUGCCAGCGCCAUCUUGAAGAGCCAGAAGCCCAUUGCUGUUAGAAAAACUGUCCGAAAAAGGAAAGAUUAAUGUAUAUAGACACAGCAAAAAAAUAAAAUAACGACGAAGAA
Mercenaria mercenaria is the source of this 523-nucleotide messenger RNA. RefSeq names its product 60S ribosomal protein L28-like. Gene Ontology annotation, cellular component: cytosolic large ribosomal subunit; ribosome. The record is from RefSeq and is a predicted model, not a curated record. Gene Ontology annotation, biological process: translation. The transcript has 4 exons. NCBI's taxonomy places the organism in Eukaryota, Metazoa, Mollusca, Bivalvia, Venerida, Veneridae. Gene Ontology annotation, molecular function: structural constituent of ribosome. Bases 15 to 482 code for a protein of 155 amino acids.